Messenger RNA from Protopterus annectens (West African lungfish), 2608 nucleotides. It is a transcript of the gene PRKAR1B, whose product is annotated as protein kinase cAMP-dependent type I regulatory subunit beta. The coding region runs from base 350 to 1501 and encodes 383 amino acids. The transcript has 11 exons. Gene Ontology annotation, biological process: regulation of protein phosphorylation. Gene Ontology annotation, molecular function: cAMP-dependent protein kinase regulator activity. The record is from RefSeq and is a predicted model, not a curated record. Gene Ontology annotation, cellular component: cAMP-dependent protein kinase complex. Lineage: Eukaryota; Metazoa; Chordata; Ceratodontiformes; Protopteridae.
AGCCGAGAACGAGGCGCGCUGACGUCACUGAACCCAACACACGCACGAGCAGCAACAGCUUGCAAGGAUCUAGGAUACCCUGGAGGCUGCGACCGCAGCAUCUUCCUUAUUGUAACGGUAAGCCUGCCUAAGCACUGUGGCAGACUGCUUUGCACACAAAUCCUGAGCUUCUUACAAACAAGAAGCCAUUUUUGGGUUGUAUAAUUAUUCUGCACCGUAUAAUAGCUUAGAGCCUGACGACAACAGUGAUUGCUGCUGCUGUGCAGAUCAGCUGCCCUCUCCCCCUCCGGCAGCAUCCCUCGCACUGUGAGUAGUAAUUGAACGUGCCCCCUCCUGGUGAGCUGCAGAGAUGGCUUCUGCCUCCUCCUCCUCUAACGUGGAAGAAGAAGAUGAGAGCCUAAAGGGAUGCGAACAGUAUGUGCAAAAACACAACAUCCAACAGCUGCUGAAAGAGUGCAUUGUGAACCUGUGCAUAGCAAAACCAGACCGCCCCAUGAAAUUCCUUCGAGAGUACUUUGAAAAACUGGAGAAGGAAGAAUGCAAACAGAUUUUGGCUCGUCAGAAAUCCAACUCUCAGUCAGACUCUCAUGAUGAUGAGAUCUCACCGCCACCGCCAAAUCCUGUUGUGAAGGCUCGUUGCAGGAGAGGAGGUGUCAGUGCUGAAGUGUAUACAGAGGAAGAUGCUGUCUCUUACGUGAGAAAGGUUAUACCAAAGGAUUAUAAGACUAUGACUGCUUUGGCAAAGGCUAUCUCCAAAAAUGUACUUUUUGCUCAUCUGGAUGACAAUGAAAGAAGCGACAUAUUUGAUGCCAUGUUUCCUGUUAUGCAUAUUGCUGGAGAGACGGUCAUUCAACAAGGUGACGAAGGAGAUAACUUCUAUGUUAUCGACCAGGGUGAAGUUGAUGUGUAUGUCAAUGGAGAAUGGGUUACCAGCAUUGGAGAAGGAGGCAGCUUUGGGGAGCUUGCUUUGAUCUAUGGCACACCGAGAGCUGCAACUGUCAAGGCCAAGACGGAUCUCAAACUAUGGGGAAUCGACAGAGACAGUUACAGGCGGAUUCUCAUGGGCAGUACACUGAGAAAACGGAAGAUGUAUGAGGAAUUCUUGAGCAAGGUCUCCAUUUUGGAAUCUCUGGACAAGUGGGAGCGACUGACUGUGGCCGAUGCCCUGGAACCUGUUCAGUUUGAAGAUGGGGAGAAGAUAGUCGUGCAGGGUGAACCGGGCGAUGACUUUUUCAUCAUCACAGAGGGUACAGCUUCAGUUUUGCAGCGCAGAUCUGACAAUGAAGAGUAUGUGGAAGUUGGAAGACUUGGUCCCUCAGACUACUUUGGUGAAAUUGCUUUGCUGCUGAAUCGACCACGAGCUGCAACAGUGGUUGCUCGUGGUCCCCUGAAAUGUGUCAAGUUGGAUCGGCCUCGCUUUGAACGUGUACUUGGUCCUUGCUCUGAAAUCCUCAAAAGGAACAUUCAAAGAUACAACAGUUUCAUUUCCCUUACAGUUUAAAGAACUCCCAGCUGGAUCUGCUGCCUUUGUGUUACGUUGUGCACUUAAAUUUGACCUGUGCAGUCCCGUAGCUUUAUGAAACUGAGUUGUGUAAUAUAUGUGAAUUUUCAUGUAAUUAUUGUCAGAUGCACUGGAGGAUAUAUAUAUUUCAAGAAUGUUGAAACUUGGAAGCAGGUAGCCAGCACUUGGUUGGGACUAGCCAUUUUUAACACCUUUGUGAAAUACCUAGCUUUGCAAAGUUACGGGUUUAAUUAAAUCUUUUAGAACCACUAACUAACACCAUGAAUCACAAAAUAACAUGUUUGUUAUCCAUUUAUUAAACUCUUCUUGUGUAAGAAAACAAGUAUGUUUUUUAAAAAUAUAUAUUUUGAUCACUUCUGGGUAUAUCUGAUUGUAAUCCACAUAUUUAUUUCUGCACAACCUACUUAAAUCUAGUCUUAGUUGCAUUGCUGUGUGUAUUUUCAGUAAAUUGCAAAUGCCCAAUUACUUUGGACUAGAAGAAUCCUCUGAAACCAUGACUGAGAAUACGUUUAUACGUAAGGUAAUUAACUGGAUUCAUUUCAAUUAUUGAAGAUAAAGUGGCCCAUUGAACUAUUGAGUCAAGCUUUAUUUAAGCACAGAUUCUGCUUAUACGCAUAUUUUUGGGUGAAAAUUUAAGAUUGUGUUUCAUAAUUUCUUUUGUCUGUACAUUAAUGAAUGAUAGUCAGUGCUGCCAGAAGUCUCUGACCCUCUGUAAGCAUAAUACAAUGGUACGUUUAGCAUCCUUUUUUAUACUGUCACCUAGUUAUGCAGCUUCUGUGUGAAAAAUCUAGAAUUACAGCUUGAAAGCCUGAACUAAAGCAUGUCAGCUAGACAGGCUGUCAUUCCGUCACUUUUGCACUGCUCCUGUCUUGCUGAAAUAUUUUUGAACUCUAAUCCACAUGGGUGGGUAAGCAAAGUAUAUUUGCUUUUGUACAGGACUGAACUAGUUAAAAUAUUUGGUCAACAGCUGAGAUAUAUUUAGAUAUAUCAGAACUUCAGGAUAAUCAGGUUGCAUUCAUUUUAUAUUACUGCUGUUGGAAAUGUUGCCUUUGUGCUCUAAAAGCUAAUAAAGAUGCUCUAUACACA